AUGUGGGGCGGGGCACAUGUGACACUGGCAAUGGAGGCACAUGUGACACUGGCAAUGGAGGCACAUGUGACACUGGCAAUGGAGGCACAUGUGACACUGGCAAUGGAGGCACAUGUGACACUGGCAAUGGAGGCACAUGUGACACUGGCAAUGGAGGCACAUGUGACACUGGCAAUGGAGGCACAUGUGACACUGGCAAUGGAGGCACAUGUGACACUGGCAAUGGAGGCACAUGUGACACUGGCAAUGGAGGCACAUGUGACACUGGCAAUGGAGGCACAUGUGACACUGGCAAUGGAGGCACAUGUGACACUGGCAAUGGAGGCACAUGUGACACUGGCAAUGGAGGCACAUGUGACACUGGCAAUGGAGGCACAUGUGACACUGGCAAUGGAGGCACAUGUGACACUGGCAAUGGAGGCACAUGUGACACUGGCAAUGGAGGCACAUGUGACACUGGCAAUGGAGGCACAUGUGACACUGGCAAUGGAGGCACAUGUGACACUGGCAAUGGAGGCACAUGUGACACUGGCAAUGGAGGCACAUGUGACACUGGCAAUGGAGGCACAUGUGACACUGGCAAUGGAGGCACAUGUGACACUGGCAAUGGAGGCACAUGUGACACUGGCAAUGGAGGCACAUGUGACACUGGCAAUGGAGGCACAUGUGACACUGGCAAUGGAGGCGUGA
Closterium sp. Yama58-4 is the source of this 690-nucleotide messenger RNA. Lineage: Eukaryota; Viridiplantae; Streptophyta; Zygnematophyceae; Desmidiales; Closteriaceae. The record is from the annotation of a GenBank genome assembly.